Trichoderma aggressivum f. europaeum is the source of this 1140-nucleotide messenger RNA. RefSeq lists its product as uncharacterized. The coding region runs from base 1 to 1140 and encodes 379 amino acids. Gene Ontology annotation, biological process: peptidyl-lysine trimethylation; peptidyl-lysine monomethylation. NCBI's taxonomy places the organism in Eukaryota, Fungi, Ascomycota, Sordariomycetes, Hypocreales, Hypocreaceae. Gene Ontology annotation, molecular function: protein binding; protein-lysine N-methyltransferase activity. The record is from RefSeq and is a predicted model, not a curated record. The transcript has 2 exons.
AUGAUCAUGGGGCAUCUGCAGAAUCUCAUAACAUGGGCCAAGGCGCAAGGGAUAGUCAUCCGAGGCAUCGAGCCAAGAAAGAUCCCUGGCAGAGGCACAGGGAUUCUCGCCACGCGCAAAAUCAAGGCUGAAGAGGAGAUCCUGAGGGUGCCUGUCCGGGUUCUACGCUGCUUGGAGUCCGUGUCUACGAGGGUGCGGGAGAAGUUGCCUGCAGACACGACCAUCCAAGGGUUGCUGACUGCGGAGCUGGCACUUGACAAGACUCCUCACUUUAGGCCUUGGAAAGCUGUGUUGCCGGAGAUGAGUGGUUUCGAAGCAGGUAUGCCCAUGUUGUGGCCGAGGGAGCUGAGUGAUCUUUUGCCUCUGGAGUCUAGAGAUCACCUCCGGAAACGAGAAAAGGAGUUUCAGAGCAGCUGGAGUGCCUUCAGGGAUGAAUUUCCGGACGUUCCGAUUGAGGAGUAUACGUAUGCCUGGAUGAUUGUCAAUACACGGUCGUUUUACAACGAGACGCCGGAGACGUUGAAGUACCCCUGGGAAGACAGGCUGGCCCUGAUCCCGGUGGCCGACUUGUUUAAUCAUUCAGAUGAUGGGUGUAAAGUCUAUUACUCGCGUCAUGUGUACCAGAUUGUUGCGGAUCGGGCGUACAAGAAGGGCGAAGAGUUGUUCAUCUCAUACAGUAGCCAUUCCAACGACUACAACUUGCUGGAAUAUGGAUUCAUCCCUGAUGAGAACCCAUCGGAUGACGUCUACAUCGACGAUGUGGUGUUUCCUAAGCUAAGCAAGAAUCACAGGGAAGAACUCAAGAAGCGAGAUUUACUGGGGGAGUAUCCUCUGGCAUCUUCGACCGAGGAGUUUCGCCGCACGCAGGGAGUUUUGCGGUUGCUUUGCUGUACGACGAAGCAGUUUCACGAGUUCCUUAACGGUAAGGAAAAGGGGCGACUUGUUCAGGAUCGGGUUGAUGAAUACCUUGUGGGUUUACUUGAGGAAUUGUUGAGGGAUGUUGUUGUGAAGCGAUUGCAGCAGAUUGGGGAGCUCAAGGUUGGAAGGGAAAACCAGAGGGCGCUUCUGGAGAAACGAUGGAGACAGAUUGAGGGAUUAGUGAGGAAGAAGCUUGAGAUUUGUCGGCAUAGCUCGAAUUAG